Molecule: messenger RNA, 2313 nt
Organism: Thelazia callipaeda (thelaziosis nematode)
Lineage: Eukaryota; Metazoa; Nematoda; Chromadorea; Rhabditida; Thelaziidae
Source: the annotation of a GenBank genome assembly
AUGGUGAGGUGCACUUUGUUGUCGCUCCCUUUAUUGAAUGAAGGAAUGGAUGAACCACUGAGGAAAGGAAUGGAUAAAGAAGUACUGAAUGAAGGAGUGGAGAAGGAAGUACUGAUUCAAGGACCUGAUAAUGAAGGAAUGGAUAAGGAGAUACUGAGUGAAGGAAUGGAUAAUGAAGAAAUGGAUGAAAAAGUACAAAAUGAAGGAAUGGAUAAGGAGGUACUGAAUGAAGGAAUUGAUGAAGUAGUAAAGAUUGAAGGAAUAGAUAAUGAAGGGAUGGAUGAAGAAGUGCAGAGUGAAGGAAUGGAUAAGAAGGUACUGAAUGAAGGAACUGAUGAAGUAGUAAAGAUUGAAGGGAUGGAUGAAGAAGUACAGAAUGAAGGAAUGGAUAAGAAGGUACUGAAUGAAGGAAUUGAUGAAGUAGUAAAGAUUGAAGGGAUGGAUGAAGAAGUACAGGAUGAAGGAAUGGAUAAGAAGAAUGAAGGAAUGGAUAAGAAGGUACUGAAUGAAGGAAUUGAUGAAGUAGUAAAGAUUGAAGGGAUGGAUGAAGGAAUGGAUAAAGAGGUACAGAAUGAAGGAAUGGAUAAAGUAGUAAAGGUUGAGUUAAUGGAUAGUGAAGGAAUGAAUGAAGUACAGAAUAAAGGGAUGGGUAAAGUAGUAAAGAUUGAAUUAAUGGAUAGUGAAGGAAUGAAUGGAGAAGUGCAGAAUGAAGGAAUGGAUAGAAAGGUAGUGAAUGAAGGAAUUGAUAAAGUAGUAGUGAUUGAAGGAAUGGAUAAUGAGGGUAUGGAUAGUGAAGUACUGAAUGAAGGAAUGGAUAGUGAAGUACUGAAUGAAGGAAUGGAUAAUGAAGUACUGAAUGGAAGGAUGGAUGAAGAUGUACUGACUGAAGAAAACAAUCAAAGGAUGUUCUAUGAAGAAGCUUGCAAGUUUGUAGGUAUAACAUCAGAUGUUUUGCGGAAGCGUCGUGAAGAAACGUGUGCUGCAAUUCGGGCUGAACAGCGUCAAGAUGAUUUAAACAGGCGACGUCAGAUUAACCAUGUUGUUACAGCGAAUGAAGAACGUGAAGCAGUAGGAUUUUUUAUAGAUGCUUAUUAUUUUAAUAGUCACCAAAUACAAAUUGAUAGAUUUCCGAUAUGUACGGGAGAAAUAAAGAGGGUUGGUAAUGACUUCUAUGGAGUAACCUAUAUCGACAUUGAACAGAUUUUGUAUGAGUACAAUUAUCGAUUACGUGAAGGUAAUGCUGGUGAAAUAGCCGAAGAAAUUGUUCAUUUGAAUUUAGUACCGCACAUAAUCGAAUUGUUGAGAACGGGAGCAAAAGUUCAUAUUCAUCGUACUGCAGUUUACAUAAUUAGCACAAUAGUUGCUCUCUCUACAGCACAUACGGCAAAAAUUGUUGCGAAUAAUGCAAUACCAUAUUUAAUUAAUCUGAUAGGAUCUGAAGAUCGUGAAACCCGAGAGUUAACGUUGUUUGCUUUGGCAAACAUUAUUUCAGAAUCUCCUAUGUAUAGAGAUGCUUGCAUUAGAUGGGGAAUUGCUCCAAAAAUUGCAGCAGUGUGCAAUAAGUUUUCUGUACUUUGCAGAUUUACGAUCAUAGAAGCAAGAUGUGCUGUUUGGACUGCAUCGAAUUUAUGUCGAGGAAAUAAUCCACCUGUUGAUAUUAACGAGAUCGCAAUUUUGUUGCCGUUAUUUAGCGAAGCUUUGCAUAGUUCUGACUCUUUAAUCUUGUUAGACGCAUGUCGCGCGUUUAACUGGUUAUUUGAAUCCAUUCCUAUGAGAUCUUUCAACUGUGUUGUAAAGCCAACUAUUACCCAACGGUUGGUAAACCUUAUAGCGCAUCAGAAUCCAAAAAUAUCUUUGGAAGCAUUAUUGGCUGUUGGAAAUAUUAUUCUUGGAGGUCAUUUUUAUCUAGAAAGUGUUGUGAGCUGUUGCAAUUCAAUGGUCAACAUUCAUAAUUUACUGCGGGAAGGUGAUCAAGAGACCAAGCGAGAAGUAUGUUGGGUAUUAUCAAACAUUAUAUCCGGUGCAUAUUCUCAUACUCAAAUAAUUUUUGAUAAUGGAAUAAUUCCGUCGUUGCUUAAGAUUUCAAAGACACAAACUUUUCACGUUCGCGUAGAAGCUUGUUAUGUUAUUUGUAAAAUUGCUAUGAGUGGUCGGAAAAAGCAAAUAUCAGACCUUGUUGAAGCCGGGGCGCUCGCUCCUCUCAGCGACAUGCUUACUGUAAUGGACACAAGAGUAGUGCUUUUCGUUUUGGCAGCAUUAGAUCGAAUUCUAAAGUGCGGUGAAUGCUACAAAGGUCAUGUUGGACUUUUUUAA